UACUGUUAUUCGGGUUUUUGUGAUAAAAGUGUUAAAUGUAGCAAUUAUUCAUCGUAUUAUUUUAUAGAUAGUUUUGUAUAAUUGUGUUUUCAAAAAUGUAUUAUUUGUUAUGUGUAAGGUGUGUGCUAAUUUGCUUAGAAGAUGAAUCAAUUGCAACUUCACGCAACAUUAAGUGUUGGCGCCAAAAAUUGUUGGAUACGCGCGAAUUUGCAUUUUGGCGAUUUUCCACGUGUCCAAAGGACCUUUCUGGGAAGAUUUUCAUCAAUGCGUCACUCAUGGAUUCUACUCAGAACAGUGGCAGGAGCAGCUGUAUACCAGCCUGUCACUGGUGACAAUGUUCAUAUUACCGUUACUGGUAUUGGUCUGCACAUACGUGUCUACAAUCAUUACAAUUGCCAAGAGUGAGCAAGUGUUCCGGGCUGAAGUGCAAUUGCGCUGUCAGCGUUCAGCGCCGGAUCUGAACAGGCGUCGCCUCAUACAUCGAGCGAAAAUGAAGUCUCUGCGAAUUUCCGUGGUUAUCGUGAUGGCAUUCAUCAUAUGCUGGACGCCCUACUACACAAUGAUGAUUAUUUUCAUGUUCAUGGAUCCCGGAAAACCGGAAAGCGAUGAUCUUCAAGAGGCAAUAUUUUUCUUCGGUAGUAGCAACAGUCUCGUAAAUCCGCUGAUAUACGGCGCCUUUCAUCUGUGGCCAUCUAGGAAAAGGAAGAGAAACACGAGCAGCCGUUAUAGCAACAGAGACAACUCCUUGAAUCGUCGCAGUACUGUGACAAAUGCAACCAUAAUGCGUGUCAAUACCGGAACAGUUCGUGUUAAAGUGGCAUCGCCCGAAGAGGAAACUCUUGUUCUGGUUGAAGACUCUCCAUAUUCAGGAAAUAACAAUCAUCAUGUGAGAAACAUGAAAAAAUAUCAGGUUGUGCAAGUACAUCAAAACCACGUUAAUCAUAAUCCUGGUUUAAAUUCGACUCGAACUCUCGCGUCUAAAGUUCUGCUCAGGUGUUCCGAAGUUCUUUCGAAUAAUACGACAAAAUUGUAACCAGUUUUAUUUGUGUGAAAUAUGUCCGCAGCGUUAGAGCACUUAAGUUUCUGGAAAAAAUAAAGUGAAAUUUAGGCCCGAUAUAAGGUCAAAUUUUAAAGGUGCUCAUUUGCACA
Messenger RNA from Ctenocephalides felis (cat flea), 1149 nucleotides. Its product is annotated as gonadotropin-releasing hormone receptor-like. Gene Ontology annotation, biological process: G protein-coupled receptor signaling pathway. The record is from RefSeq and is a predicted model, not a curated record. The coding region runs from base 335 to 1033 and encodes 232 amino acids. Lineage: Eukaryota; Metazoa; Arthropoda; Insecta; Siphonaptera; Pulicidae. Gene Ontology annotation, molecular function: peptide binding; G protein-coupled receptor activity. Gene Ontology annotation, cellular component: membrane. The transcript has 5 exons.